This is a messenger RNA of Electrophorus electricus (electric eel), 1650 nucleotides long. RefSeq names its product ADP-ribosylation factor-like 6 interacting protein 4 (gene arl6ip4). The record is from RefSeq and is a predicted model, not a curated record. Lineage: Eukaryota; Metazoa; Chordata; Actinopteri; Gymnotiformes; Gymnotidae.
CGUUAUGAUCUAGCUGUAAAAGAAUCCACAGUCUGGUUUAGCUACUUGUACCUUUUGCAUUUUGUGAAUUAAGAGUUAGUUUUAAAUCAAGCAGUUACACGUUUUUAAUAUUAUAGCUCAGAUGGGACGAAGCCUUUCCCGCAGCAGGUCUCACGAGAGGUCUGCGAGUAGACGAGGAAGAGAGCGAAGAGCAGACAAGAAGCGUAAGAAAUCGAGCUCUUCAUCCUCCAGCUCCAGUAGUGCCAGUCCAAGCCCUCAAAAGAAGCAUGCACGUGUUUCUACUAAGAGUCGUAGUGCAGACCAGAAACCAGUGAAGAAAAAGGAAAAAAGAAGAAGGAGUUCAUCAUCAUCAUCAUCAUCAUCACCAUCAUCAUCAUCAAGCAGUUCUUCAUAUUCUUCUACUUCAUCCAGUGAAAAAGAGGCAAAGAAGAAGAGAAAGAACAAAAAGGCCAAGAAGCGACUGAAGAAAAAGAAAGCAAAGGAAAGAAAGAAGGAGAAGAAGAGACUGAAGAAGAUGAAGAAGUUUGCAGCAAAAGCUGAGAAAGCAGCGAGUGAAGCUCCACUGAUUCCUACUGCAGUGUCUGUUCCAGAAAAAUCCCAUUCCUACCUAGAGACUUGGCAAAAUGAAGACGGUACUGAGCAUGGUCCAGUAAUGACUGAUGAGCAAAAGGCCAGUUUCUCCACCAAGAGACCUCUGACGAAGGAGGAGUAUGAGGCCAGGCAGAGCGUCAUCCGUCGGGUCACAGACCCCGAGACAGGUCGCACCAGGCUUGUAAGAGGGGAUGGUGAGAUUUUGGAAGAGAUUGUCAGCAAGGAGCGGCACAAAGAAAUUAAUAAGCAAGCAACAAAAGGAGAUGGAUGUGCAUUCCAGAAGAGAUUGAGGAUUAACAGGUAAAGGAGCAACUGGUCUGCAGAUCUACUGGCCAUGUAGAGACCAAAUAUAUAUUGGUUUUAAGGGCUGAAGUCUGGAAUCUCAAAGCAUGGUCCUCAUCAUCAUAAUCAUCCUUUAAUUAGUGAUGCUGUAGUAGCUCUGAAUUUGUCUGAUAUAUGGAGUCAAAUUUUUGUUACUAGUUGAGGGGACAGCGUAAUCACUGUCUGACAGUAAAUGGCUGACAUCUCUUAACAGAAACAGAAAGUCCCAAACUGGUUGUCAUGCCAUUUUCCUCAUUUGGUUUGAUUAUUUUGAAUUUUAAGAUAACAGUUUUCCAUGCUCUCUUGUAUGAUUGAACAUAAAGCAAUGUGAUAAUUCACUGUUGUGACUGAGGUGGAUCAGAAGGCCUAAUAUGUUUGAUUAGAGCAGUAUGUAACUAGGCACGGUGUUAUCUACCCAACCCUGUGCGGGUCACAGCAAGUGUGCACAAACUACUUGGUUUGGUCUCUGAAUCAAACUAAAGUGAUUCCUGGACUGGAAGCAGUUUGACAUGGGAAUUGAGCUGAUUGAUUGAUUGUGAUGGUGGUUGUAAAUCCCAUCUCAUCCAUGUUUGCAUGUGAUUGAUGGACAUGUCUCUGCUUCCUUUCAUUCUGUUAAAGUGGUACAGAUCACCUUAUUAAUUGUAUAAAAAUUUAAGAUCUUUUUUUUGUGCUAUAUUUGUGGUAUAUUAGAUUAAUUUAGAUCUUUACAGUGCACAAAUAAAACCUAUUUUGAUUUUG